UAUUUACUAUUUAGUUCGAUGUUCAGUUCUUUUUAAAUCACACAUAUAUAUAUAUAAUAAACUGUUUAUUAUAUAUAUUUGUGUUUUAAAUAGUUAACUUGCUGAUCUAACUCAUGUAAUACACAAACACAACACCCCAAACACUUAGGUGAUCAUGUCAGACAACGGUGAUGAUGACCAGUGGUUGUAUGGUGACUCAAAUUCAAAUUUAGACCCUGUUGGUGCAUUAGUCGAAGAUAUUAAACCAGCUAAACCACCUGGUAUUUUAGAAGAUGAGGAGGCACGUCUUAUGGAGUUCUUGGCAAACCCUGGACCAGGAAGUAUAGAUGUCCUACCUACAGUAAAAGAAUUAAAUGAUGAAGAUCCCAAUCGACCUCGAAGCCCAGAAACAUUUUUAGGGGGACCAGGAAUCCAAGCUGAGGCACUUGUUAACCCUACAGAUGAUUUGUUUGAAACUAACCAAUUAGAAACUGCAACUGAAGUGGGCAUCAAUAUUCCUGAAAAAGAAGUUGAAGAGAAUAAUGAAGAUAAACAAAUAUCAUCAGAAGAUAGCGAAGAAGAUAGUGAUGAUGACAUUGUUGUGGCAGCUGGAAAUUUUACAUUGUCUUCUAUGGAAAAUAAUAUGGUAUCACUUUCACAGCAAAAUAAUGCAAGCCCAUCAACUGCUGGAAUAAAUUUAAAACGAAAUAAUUUACUAACAUUAACAAACAUUCCUGGAAUAUCAUCUGGAAAUAAACACCAAGGAAAAUUUAAUGUUGAAGAUUUUGAAAGUAUGGGCACCAUAAAUGGUGUUCCUGCCCAUGAGUAUUCUAUUGAAACUACGGAAGAAAAACCAUGGCUAAAACCAGGUGCAGAUAUCACAGAUUAUUUUAAUUAUGGAUUUAACGAAAACACAUGGUUGGCAUAUUGUGAACGCCAAAGAAAAAUGAGAUGUAAUGAAUCAUUAGUUGGAAUGUCAACAUUGGCUAUGCAUAAUCAACAAGUUUCUAUAAGUACUACAAAUAAUAAUUUGAUUCCAACUUUGGACGUUAAAACUAGUAGUACAAAAUUUCAACCACCCAGUAUUCCACCUAAGGAAAACACUAUUGAGGUUAUGACAGCUGAGAGAAGAGAAUAUAGUCGUAAACAUUUUUCGACUCCUGAUUUAUCAGUACCCCCUCCAAUAAUUCCUACAAAUUUUGAUGUACCUCCACCAAUGAUUCAAAAUUCUAUAAACUCUAUACCACCCCCUGGAUUUGGUCCUCCACAAAUGAAUGUGCCUUAUGAACCAGAAUACUAUCCUCACGAACCAGAUCCAUAUUAUAAUACAUUUGAACCUACUCAAGAUAUGCAAUGGAAUCAAAGUUGGGCCCCAAAUGUAAAAAGUAUUGAGAACAUUCCAACUCUAUCAAAUGGAGAUUCUUACAACAAAGAUUUGGUAAGAGAUAAAGAAUACUAUGCAUCACGUGUUAAAAAAGAACCAGAAGAAAGAUCAUAUGAACGAGAUCGUGAGAGUCGAAAUCGAUACCGCGAAAGGGAAAGGGAGAGAGAUCGUGAACGUGACAGAGACAGAGACAGUGAACGUAGCAGACAUAGGGAAAGUGAUGGUGUUGAAAGUCCAGAAGCAAGUUAUAAAGAAGAAAGAGAAUACAAACACAAGUCUCAUCGUCAUCGCUCUCGAAGUCGUAGUCAUGAAAAACGUUCUAGGAAACACAAGUCUCGUAGUAGAAGUGGAUCUAGACAUCGUCAUAAAAAGAAGAAAAAGAAGUCUGAGAAAAACAAGGAAGAUGAUAACAGUGAAUAAUCUGUUGUCAUGGUGUAAAUUUAAAAAAAUUAUUAUUAUUAUUAUUAUUUUUAUUAUUAAUAUGAUUUUCUCUUCGUUUCAUUGAGCUGUUAAUGAUAAUUUAAAGGUUAUUGCAACUAAUUCUUUAUUGAACCUACAUCACAUGUAGUUCACGUUAUAAUAACACCUUUGAUUAUUACUGUUAUUAUUAUUAUAAGUAAAUGCAAACUACUAAACAAUAAAACUUAUGUUGUGAUGUUAAAAAUUUAAAUUAUAUAUUUCAUUUUUUUUAUGUAUAAAACUUUAUAACAUGAACAAUUACAUAUUAGUACAGUUGUUCUCAACCAAGGGUGACAUGGACCCAGCUUAGGGGUGACAUGAAAAAUUAACAAGUAAAGGAAAAAAAAUUUUAAAAUAAAUACAUUUUUACGAAAAAAAAUCAUACCUAUUAUUAUAUUUAAAGACCGGAUUUAUAUGCAUAAAAAAUUUUAAAUUAUGCAUGCAAACAUGCACUUUAAAUAGUCAAAAUAUGCAAAAAAAAAGAUAUAAAACAUGCAAAUUUAAAUUCAGUUUUUAUUACAUUUUAUAUUUGAUUUUAAUUUUGCAAUAAUAAUUAUUUAUUAGUUUUAUUACAAUUUUCAUAAACAAAAAGUAAAAUGUAUAAUAUCACAGUUAUGUAAUAUAAUGUAAUUUGUUAAAUCGUAAUUUAAUUUUUAAUCAUUGGUACAUUAUAAAAAAUAUUUUAUUAAAAUUAAAUAGUAGAUACAUUGGUGAUAAUAUACUGAUAUAAAUAGAAAACAAAUACAAAAAAUUUAUUGUAGUAUGUUAAUUGGAAAAAAAAUAACCUAACCUAUUUUUAAAGUCCGGAUAAUCUUUGAGAUGUAAAAUAUUUGAUAUUAAUAUUAUAUAGACGUAUCUGUAAUUUGCUAUUUUUUUUUUUUUUGCUCAACACUUUUUUGGAUCGUCAGGUGUAUAUUUGUACAAUUUUUUAUUAAAGUAUGCAGAACAUGCACUAACGUCAAAACAUGCAAAUAUAUACACUAUAAAAUUUUGAUAUUUAAUUAAUCAAGUAAUGAUUUGUGGACACUCAUUGAUUGCAUGUAUAUGAUGUUGAAAAUAGCAAUAUGCAAUUUAUGCGAAAUCCGGUCUUUAAUUAUAUUCAUAUUUAUAUUAACGUUUUGAACGUUUUUUUCUGUGUACUGUAUUUUUUUAAUAAUAAUAGAAUAAUUUUUAAAUAUACAGCUAAGAUUGUUUAUUUAUUUGAUUUUAGGGUGACACAGUGUUUGGUUCUAGUGGUUAAAGCUGAAAUGAAUAAAAAAAAGAUUGAGAACUACUGUAUUAGUAUAUUAUAUAUUUCAUUACCGAAAAUUGUCAUUUAGAUUUCCAUGACUAAUAAAUAAUGGUAAUCUGCCAUAACUUAAAAACAAAAAUAUUAUUUAAUAUGAAUUUGCAACUUAUUUUGCUCAAUUGUUGUGUUAAAUAAAAGACUAAAAUCUAUAAAAAUUUUACUUUUACUUUA
Molecule: messenger RNA, 3281 nt
Organism: Aphis gossypii (cotton aphid)
Lineage: Eukaryota; Metazoa; Arthropoda; Insecta; Hemiptera; Aphididae
Product: pre-mRNA 3'-end-processing factor FIP1-like
Exons: 11
Coding region: 155-1783 (542 amino acids)
Cellular component (GO): mRNA cleavage and polyadenylation specificity factor complex
Molecular function (GO): RNA binding
Source: RefSeq, a predicted model, not a curated record